UUGGGCACACAGGCUCCGAUUUCAAGGCAUCGUUCGAAAGCCAAAGAUAGGGAGCAGCUCAUUAUGCUUCCGCCGUACAAAGGCUAUCGCACAAAAACAAUAACUCAUUGAAUAAGAAAAUAAAAAAAAUAAGGGGGAACCAUGUCAUAUGAUCGCUGGAGUUAGACAAAAUGGCGACCUACGCGUCUGCGACUAGUACGAAGAAACAAGAAGAUAGAGAGGAGGCCAAUAGCUCAUCUGAAGAAGAGGAGGAUGAAGAUGGUGAUGAUACAGAAUCUGAAGAGGAACCAGAUGAGCCAAAGCUGAAAUAUGAGCGUCUGACAAAUGACCUGAAUGCCAUCCUUAGCAAAGAUGCAGCUAGCUGUAUUGCUGUCCAUACAAAGUUCCUUGCUCUGGGGACUCACUGGGGUAUGAUUUUCAUUCUUGACCACACAGGGAACAAUAUCCGGGAUAAAGAAAUCAUGGCUCACACCACCACAGUUAAUCAGAUCAGCAUUGACGAGAAGGGAGAAUACCUCGCCAGCUGUUCUGAUGAUGGAAAGGUUAUGAUAGCUGGCUUGUAUGGCACAGAACUUAACCAGACAGUGUCGUUUGACCGGCCCGUUAAGUCUGUGGGAAUAGAUCCUUAUUUCACCAAAUCAGGGCGUGGCAGACAAUUUGCUUGUGGAGAAGAAAAGCUGGUUUUGAAUGAGAAGAGUGGUCUCUUCAGAACCAACAAGGCCAUAACAAUCCAUCAAGGGGAGGGACCUGUUCGCAACAUCAAGUGGCACACAGAUUUUAUUGCAUGGGCUAAUGAUGAGGGAGUCAGAAUGUACCAUACCAGUUCUAGGCGUAUAAUUACAAAAAUUGCCAAAAAUCACAAACACCGAACUGACCUUUAUGGCUGCCAGCUAUGCUGGAAGGAUGAUGUUACUCUCCUUGUUGGUUGGGCAGACACUGUCAGGGUCUGUGUUGUAAAAGUAAAACCAGUACACGAUGGACUGGAUACACCACGACACAUAGUUGAAAUUGUCCAGACAUUUACCCCUGAUUUUUUUGUGUGCGGCAUUGCUCCUUUGGGAAGCAAUCUGGUACUUCUAACAUAUGAUAAAGAUGGGAUGAAACAGGAGGGAGGCAAGAUGGUAUGCAAGCGUCCACAUCUACGAAUAAUAGAGCCAGGCUUGUACACAUCUGAAGAGUUGUCCAAUGAUGCCCUCACCAUGAGAGGAUUUGAAGAGUACCGCAUCAAUGACUAUCAUCUGGAGUGCAUUCCAGAUGAAAAUAUUUUUUUUAUAAUUAGCCCUAAGGAUGUGGUCAUAUCAAGACUUCGAGAUAUGGAUGACCAUAUCACAUGGCUUAUGGAUCAUGAGCGAUAUGAGGAAGCCAUGGCAUGUGCAUCUGACCAUGCCCAUGAACUGAAAUCGCACACAUAUGAGGCAAUAGGUCGGACAUACUUAGACUUCCUAGUGCAUCAGCAAAAAUUUGCUGAAGCUGUCAAGAUGUGUGUGAAGAUCCUUGGAAAGAGGAAAGAUUUGUGGGAAGAGGAGAUAUACAAGUUUGCAAAGAUUGGCCAGCUCAGAGCUAUCUCUAUGUGCAUUCCACUUGAAGACCCAAGGCUUAGUCCUGCCAUCUAUGAGAUGAUCCUUAAUGACUUCCUGCAACGGGAUUAUGCACAAUUCUAUCAUCUUAUAAAAACCUGGCCACAUGACCUGUACAACAAAGAGGCAUUGAUCAAUGCUGUAGUAAAUUUGCUGGAUCGUGAGUUGGAUCAAGAGCUUCUACUGCAGAGUCUUGGACAGCUAUAUGCCUAUCAAAAAGCAUUUGACAAAGCUUUAGCAAUAUACCUCAGGUUGAAGAACAAGGAGGUGUUUGGACUGAUCCAAAAACACUCAUUGUACACUGCUGUGAGUGAUAAGAUCCAAGCGCUGAUGGAACUGGACUGGGAACAGGCCACACGUAUGCUUCUGGACAACAUCGAUAAGAUUCCAGUGAAAAAAGUGAUCAGUCAGUUGUCAAAGAACCAUUACUUUCAAUAUGUGUAUUUAGAUCAGCUGUACACUAAAGACAUUUCAGCAGUUCAUGAUUAUGGCCAUCAGAUGGUGGAGUUGUACUGUGAAUUUGACAGACCCAAGCUGUUACCAUUCUUAAGGCGCAGUGAGUCAUAUCCUCUCCAAAAAGCUCUGGAGAUGUGUGAGCUACGUGGAUAUGUCAAAGAACAAGUCUUCCUUCUUGGGAGAAUGGGCAACCUGACACAAGCAUUGAAGAUGAUCAUGGAAGGUCUUGGGGAUGUAAACCAUGCCAUAGAUUUUUGCAAAGAACAAAAUGAUGAAGAACUAUGGGAAAACCUCAUCUCUUACUCCAUUGACAGACCAAACUUUAUCACAGCAUUGCUACAAAAUGUUGGAGCAGACAUUGAUCCAAUCAAAAUCAUCAGUCGGAUUGAAAAGGGCCUUGUGAUUCCUGGGUUGCGUGAUUCCUUGGUCAAGAUUUUGCAGGAUUACAAUCUACAGAUUUCCCUUCGUGAAGGCUGUCGUAGAAUCCUGGUGGCAGACAGUUUCAAUUUGCUAGAAAGAAAUGUCAGGACUCAGCGGAAGGCAAUAUUUGUGAAUGAGUCACAGAUGUGUCCUGUUUGUGGUCAGGAGCUGAUAGUCAAUGAUCUUCGCCUUGCCAGCAAUAUACUUGUGUUUAACUGUCGCCACACCUACCAUGAAGAUUGCCUGCCUACUGCAGUGACAAACUGUACAAUGUGCAGCAGUCAGAAAAAGGGACCAGGAAGCAAAGGAUUUUAAGAAUACCAUCUGCUGUUUUGUCUUUCACAGACUUCAGAAUACCUAAUGUGGCAACUUUGUGGCAGAGGAUUGGGGCUCAUUUGUAUCUAUUUUGCAUGGUGCAAAUUUGUUAUAAUUUAUUCAUUUUUUGACAGCUGUUUGGCUGUUUCCCAUGUUAUCUGUGCAGACAUUUUGGAAAAGGGGACUAAAGGUGACAGGACAAAUAUCAAGAUGAUUCUACGUAAAUUUCUGGCAGCAUUGUUUGCUGAUGCUUGAGAGAAACGAGGAUUCCUCAGCAGAUGAUCUAUGUUACUAAAUAAUUAUAGAACUUUGUUUCUCUAUGAUUCCAAAAUGUGUAUAUUGUAUGAGGCUUCUGGAAAAUGUUUAUAAUAUACUGGGGAAGUGAGUGUGUGUAUGUGCAUGAAUGUACAUUUGAGGAUAAAACAAGAGGAGGUUUGUUGAAUUACUUUGAACAUUUGCUUAUUUUCAUACAAAAAAAAAAAAAAUAAAGCUGUGUAGAAAAUA
Molecule: messenger RNA, 3272 nt
Organism: Pomacea canaliculata
Lineage: Eukaryota; Metazoa; Mollusca; Gastropoda; Architaenioglossa; Ampullariidae
Product: vacuolar protein sorting-associated protein 41 homolog
Exons: 28
Coding region: 171-2768 (865 amino acids)
Biological process (GO): endosomal vesicle fusion; vesicle-mediated transport; macroautophagy
Cellular component (GO): HOPS complex; late endosome
Molecular function (GO): protein binding
Source: RefSeq, a predicted model, not a curated record